AUGCUUUCGAAGCUCCACCGCCUUAGCAUGCGGAUGCCGGCGGUUCUGCAUUUGGUUUUGGUUGAGGUUACCGGCCUGGCAAUCUUCCAAUUUUCGAUCUUCUUCUUUCUCAGAGGUCUGCUCUCGGAGGUUUUCAUGAUCGUGCGUUACGAUUUGACGCAGGUGGUCGGGGCGGUGUCUUACAGAAAGUUCCUGUGCUACCAGGAAGCUUUCGUGGAGUACAUGUGGACUGGCUGGCUUCCGCCCGCGGACUGCUGGAGUCUGGAGGAACUUCGCCAACCAGACAUCUGGUUCGGACAGCCUUCUACAUCAACAUUUUGA
This is a messenger RNA of Symbiodinium sp. CCMP2592, 321 nucleotides long. Lineage: Eukaryota; Dinophyceae; Suessiales; Symbiodiniaceae. The record is from the annotation of a GenBank genome assembly.